AUGGCGGAUGAUAAGCUAGCUAUUCGUGUUAUUUUGAGUUUCUUCUGGAAAAAAGGUCUUAGCGCUGGGGCAGCGGCAAAAGAAAUUAAUGAUGUUGAGGUUCCAGGUUCUGUGAAUGAGCGCACUGCUCAACAUUGGUUUAAGCGUUUCAAGGAAGGUGAUACGACCUUUGAAGAGAAACCAAGAUCGGUUGUCGAUGACGAAGUUUUCUCAGAAGGCAAAGAACACAUUCUAACGGCGGAUACACACCGGGCGAUGAUGACCUGGGCCUUGGCCAUUCAGACGAAGAGGGACGCCUGGGACAAAAUGGUGACCCUGGGAACCAAACCCGAAGAGCUUAAGCUUACUUACACAGAUGCCCAACAGAAGGCGCUCAGGUCGACGGAUGCACCCUCCACUCACCUGGGGCGAAAAGGCUCACUUCAGCUAAACGGGGGUGCUCAGAAAGCCUUGCGUAAGAUGGUGGCAGUGUCCUGGGAAAAGAGGAGAAACUCUACUUUUGCCGAUAUAGGUCUUCUGCGCCAUUCUGAAUCUACAAAAGAUGAACCAGAGACCCAGAAGCCUUUAUCUUCUUCCGUUUCUCCCCAAAGGACACCAAGCCCAUAUGCCCCCAUCCACGAGGAGGAGGAGGACGAUGCCCAGAAGGAGUCCUCCCCUGAGACCGAGUCAGCUUCCGAAUCCGAUCGUCUGGCAGCUGAACACCAGGAGGAUGACGAGGAGGAAGCUGAGACGACGUUCCUUAGACUCGAAGCAGACCGUUCUGUGAAAUGCGAGCUCGCCAAGUGCCUGAAUCGAGAGAACAGCUGUAAGCUGGCCCUCGAAGCCAAAGAAGCCCAGUUCGAAAAGUUGAAAGAAAGGUGUUCCGGAGGUCGUCGUGAGAUCGAGCAGCUGAAGCAGCAGCUGGAAAUGCUGUCCAACCGAAAUCGGUUUCUGAACGACGAGAUCGGCAAGCUGUCCAGAAUGCUGCAGCAAGAGCAGUUCCGCAGCCACAGCAAGCAACUGCAUCUGCACGAGCUAGGUGGAGAAGUGGACCAGCUGAAACGGGACUAUGUAUUUCUGUUGCAGUCUUGCAUACGGAUAACGUGCACGGAGGGACCAGAAACCACGGAGCUCUACAUGUACGGAGAAAAGAGGCACAAGCAGCGUGUGUUCGCACUCCUGGAAGAAGCAAGGAAGGUGGACCCUUCGCUCCCCAGUCUCGAGGGGAUGACUAACUCCCUGUGUCACGUUGAUUCCUUGGGAUUCAAACAUUUGUUCGUGGACAAGCAUCUGAUCCUACACUACGUGUGCCGGCAGCUACACAGGCACUAUUCCACUCAGUUGCGGCAACACGAGCGACAUGUCGCCGCCUGGCGUCGAUAUUUGAAGAAGCAUCCAGACAACGCCUUGCGCAGUACGCCCGAGUUGAAAAGUUUGGUGCGUAAAGGGGUGCCAGAGAAUUUAAGAUGUCGGGUAUGGAGUGCCCUCUAUCGGCCCAAAGUCAGAGACUUGCGGGAAGCGAAAGGAGCAGAGUACUUCCAGAAGCUGUGCGACAGGGGAGCGGAAGCUGAGUUACCCGAAAGCCACAAGCGCCAAAUCUCACUUGAUCUGCUGAGAACGAUGCCCAAUAACGUCAAUUUCUGUGACAGAAGUGCAGAAGGGGUAAUGCAAAUGGAACGAGUGUUGACCGCUUUUUGUCUGCACAACCCCCAGCUAGGAUACUGCCAAGGAAUGAACUUCUUGGUCGGUAUGAUGUUGCUGUUCGUCGGACCUGAAGAUGCCUUCUGGUGUCUGGUGGCAAUCGUAGAGCGGUACUUCGCUUCAUGCUACUUCGACCAGGGCCUGGUGGGUGCCCAGGCCGACCAGGAACUGCUCAAGGAGCUUCUGAGAGAAAAAUUGCCCGCCGUGUCCGCCCACUUGGCUGCCCUCGACAUCGAGCUCAGCACAGUCACUCUCAACUGGUUUCUCUCCGUCUUCAUCGAUGCCCUCCCCAUAGAGACACUGUUGCGGAUUUGGGACUGCUUCCUGCUGGAGGGUCCUAAGGUGCUGUUUCGUUUCAGUCUGGGUAUACUAAAGUUGCAAGAAGAAGCCAUCCUUGCUAGGCACGAUACCGUCUCCAUUAUGCGCCAACUGAAGGCAGCUGCCAAGCUUUGCUUCGACGUAGACGGACUCGUUUCGGCGGCAUUCGAAGAGUUGGAGCCUUUCCCCCGUCGUGAGGCGCUGUGGUCGCGCAGAGAGUCCUUCCGGAAAGUGCUGACGGAGCGGGCCAGGAAAAAGGAAAGAGAGUUGCAGGCCCUCAGGGAGAGAGAGAGAAUGUAUGCAGACAACGUGCAAGGUCGUCUUCCGAAACCAGAAGUCUUCUAUGUGGUGAUUGGCUCCAAUCCGGUCACGUGUCUCCAGCUGGUGGGUAGAAGACUGUGGUGCGCAUGCGGGCCUUCUGUCAUUAUCCUCAGCGCCAGGACCCUAGAUCUUCUGGACCAAUUCCAGACGUCCUCUAAUGGCCUGGACUACGUGUACAGGAUGGUAAGCGGGGAGCAAGGGGUCUGGAUCAGUCUAAGGGGCUCGUCUGUCUUGCAGCUCUGGGAUCCCCACAGUCUCACCUGCAGACUCUUGUACGACGUCCGGGACAACUACGGUACCAGGGCACUCAAAGUAAACGAAGCGUACACCAAUCAUGCCAGAAUCACUUGCGUACUACCACUGGACGCAACUUGCCUGGUGGGUACGGCAGACGGAACCUUGCUGGUUUACGAGGCCGUGGCCAGAAAGUCACCUUCACCCUCCAACCCUUCUUCGCCCAGGCCCAACCCGGAAGCCUCUGGUCACGCUCGUCAGAUUCAAGAAAGACUACAGAAACUGCUCAUUGAACAACAACUCUUGGAAGGCGAUGGUGAUUCCAAAACGAGCCGCGGGGAAAGCCCCAACCUCACUCCUAGUAGCAACGUCAGCAGACGAGAAAGCAGUGCCUCUUCCAAGGAGUCAGGUUCAGAUCCAGGUGGAGAGGAUGAAGAAGGGGUGGGGCACAGAAGAACAAUGCCGCUCCAAGUACCAGAAGCAGAACGAAGCCCACGCUUGUACACAAGAACAUUGAGAAAAACAUCUUUCGUGAUCGCCACGCCCAUUGUUGAAGAGAAAUCCACUAAGGAGGAAGGAGAAGAAGAGGAGGAGCUAAAAUCACAAGACAUCCAAAAUCUUGAUGCGAAAACGGAAACAUCUACAGCAGAGGCAGAAAAGCAGCCCGACGUUCCUGCCUCUGCAUCAGAAUCCAAAGAAGCGACGACAUCACUAGAAAAAUCUAGUACUCAGUCGUUUGACCAGUCGACGAAGGACAGUGAGGAAGAUUCUUUCAUCAGCAACCAGAGCCGGAAGAACUCAGAGCCCCAAGAAUUCCGUCGCUUCUGCCACGUGGACGCCGGCGACUUGGUGUCAUCGGAGGGUGGAGACAAGGUUGUCUCGGCCUUGGAAUUCCAAGGGGCGGGGCUCAAAGGUUCCAAGAAGCGCUACCAAUCUCUGAGUGCAGAGGACAUUCCUACCUGGGUCGCUCAAGAGAAACCGCAACCAGUCAUCUCUGCACGAGGGGACGUGACCUUCGAGUACAAGAGUCGGCUCCCGUCCAUCAAGGCGUUCAUCCGGAGGGAAGCAAACGAGUUGGCUACUUUCCUGAAGGGCCAGCAGGAAGGGGAAGAAGAGAAACCAGAGGAAGUGCCCGUUUCGAAAGGGCGUAAUUGUCCCCUCUUCAGCAUCCGCCCUCCCACAUUGGAUCUAGCAGAGCACCCUUUUGUUCACAGACGACCUGAUGAGGAAAAAGAAGAGGAUGGAAUAGCUGUCACAGAGGGUUUCGUUCCCGAAGACGUCCCUAAAGCACCCUGCCCAGAUUCUCGGCGCUCUUCGGGCAUUCCGGAGGGAGGGUCCACGACAGAGCUCCUUCCUUCUUACCUGGAUGAAGACUUCUUGAGUACCGCCCAGUUUAAUGACCUUCUCCAGCUGCAAGACUGGACUCGUACGUCCCGAAAGGGAUCUGACACCGCCAGCAAUGUCAGCUUUGGUUCAGCGGAAAUGCCCUUUGCCUACGAACUACACCUAAAGGAAAUGAUAAAAAUAUCGGACAAACCAAUCAGGAGCCUCCUGCAAGCUAGCUGCGAAGACGAAACAGUUGUCAUCAGCUGUGCCGGUUACUAUGGUGACGAUGAAGCCGUUCUUAAGUGGAUAAGAGAAGGAGAAGAGCGUCUGUGGACAAAUGAUCCAAUUGUGGAGGUGUGCCCUUUCACCCAUGCCAUGAAACCUUCCCCUUACGCCCGAUCUCGUCUUCCUCGUAGAGCUUCCAUUGCCACCAGCGCCCUCUGCGCCCCUCCUGGUGACACGGACCCUUUCUCUAUGGGGGCCCACAUCGAAAGUGGACUGGCCCGGGUGCAAAAUCUGCUGGCCAGAGUCAGCGAGAGGACCACAUGA
Molecule: messenger RNA, 4428 nt
Organism: Uloborus diversus
Lineage: Eukaryota; Metazoa; Arthropoda; Arachnida; Araneae; Uloboridae
Exons: 26
Coding region: 1-4428 (1475 amino acids)
Molecular function (GO): protein binding
Source: RefSeq, a predicted model, not a curated record